This is a messenger RNA of Bombina bombina (fire-bellied toad), 968 nucleotides long. It is a transcript of the gene PSME1, whose product is annotated as proteasome activator subunit 1. NCBI's taxonomy places the organism in Eukaryota, Metazoa, Chordata, Amphibia, Anura, Bombinatoridae. The transcript has 12 exons. Bases 116 to 853 code for a protein of 245 amino acids. Gene Ontology annotation, cellular component: proteasome activator complex; nucleoplasm; cytoplasm. Gene Ontology annotation, biological process: positive regulation of endopeptidase activity; regulation of G1/S transition of mitotic cell cycle; regulation of proteasomal protein catabolic process. The record is from RefSeq and is a predicted model, not a curated record. Gene Ontology annotation, molecular function: endopeptidase activator activity.
AAGUAACUGACUGCAGCAAUACAGUUAGUGCAUUUCUCUUUAGCAUAUAAACGCAGACACAUAAAGAGAGGGGAGAGACGCAGACUGACUCCUGUUUCUAGAGUUAUAUUACAGCAUGGCAACUGUAUUUGUGACACCAGCUGCCAAACAAAAGGUUGAUGAAUUUCAAAAGCAGCUAUGUCAGGAGGCUGACAAACUGAUUGCAACAGGAUUUCCACAAAAGAUGUCUGAACUGGAUGUAUUAAUACAUUCUCCAGAGCUGAACAUCUCAGACCUUUCUACACUUCGAGCCGAGUUGGAUAUACCAAUACCUGAUCCAGAAAAAGAGGCAGCAAAAGAGGCAGCUAAAGAGAAAAAAGAAAAAGAUGAGAAAAAGGAUGACGAAGAUGACAAAGGUCCCCCAUGUGGUCCCAUCUCUAGUAAUGAGAAAAUCACAGUUCUGCAGAAAAGAAUCAAACGUGAAAUUCAGGAAGCCAAAGAAAAUUUACAUCUGGUCAGCCUGUGGCUCCAGCUUCAGAUUCCUCAGAUUGAAGAUGGCAAUAACUUUGGAGUAGCUGUUCAGGAAAAGGUGUUUGAACUGAUGACAAAUCUGAGGACAAAGUUAGAUGCAACCCAGACCCAAAUAUCUAAGUAUUUCUCUGAGCGAGGUGAUGCGGUUGCCAAAGCAGCAAAACAUCCUCAUGUGGGGGAUUUCCGAGCUCUGGUUCAGCAGUUGGAUGAGUCUCAGUAUUCUGAGCUGCGAAUCACUGCCAGGGAAAUAAGGAAUUUUUAUGCAACUCUUUAUGACAUUGUCACCAAGAAUUACAGCAAAAUAAAGAGACCACGUGGAGAAAACAAACAACUUAUCUACUAAGCACACAACCUAAUACAUCUGUGAAUUGACAUACUUUCUCUGAAUUUAAUAUUCUUUGGAAUCCACCUACUGGCUACUCUCAAUACUGUAUUCUAAUAAAUGUUUGUUUAACAUA